AUGUCUGGCAGUCACAUUGCGGGAAACCGCAAUAGCACCCCAGAGGCGAACACGACGCCUACUCUCCGCCCCCCCUCCUCAAGAGCUGUUGGCGCCAACAGUCACCUGAGGGCUUCCGCCGACAUGGCUGCACUCUCCAACUCGUCUCCCUCAAGCCGUAUCCGCCCGUCAUCCGACUUUUACGGUUCCCAACAGGGCCAGGGCCACGGCAAUCCUGAUACGGAUCCCCAAGACAAGAUCGCGCAGCAGUGGAUUGCCGACAUCGACCAGUAUGAGACGACUUUGGAAGAAAUGGCCGCAGCCACUUUAGACCAGGACUUCAAGGACGAGUUGAGUGCUAUCGAGCAGUGGUUUAGGGUUCUCAGCGAAGCUGAGCGCACCGCUGCUCUUUAUGCCUUGCUGCAACAGACCACACAGGUCCAGAUUCGCUUCUUCAUCCAGGUCUUGCAGCAGAUGGGCAAGAACCACCCUAUGUCGGGUGUUUUGUCCCCAGCCAACUUCGACAAAGAUCCGAUGUCGAACCGUCUCAGCGAUGCUAUGAACAAGUUGAACGUCGACUCGUCGCGGAACUCUCUUGCCCGCCCCUCGAGCACUGCGACUGGCAAGAGACAAUCAGGUCUUGAUCCGUCCACCAUCAAUGCUAUGUUCCCCGAUGCCGCUGCAGCCAUUGCGACCGAGAAGGCCAAGUUCACGCAACAGACCGGCAAUCCCCCUUCCUCUAACCGUAACAGCGCCGUUGGCGAUUCCCGCCAGUCCCUUACUGCUCCGACAAUUGCUACCCCUGGCGACAACCACGAUUCCAAUGGCCAGAACCAGGCCUCUCCUUGGACUGGCGGUGAUCAGUCUGGCCAGGGAGCUAAACCCCACGGCGGCCAGCCCCCGAUGGGUCAAUUUGUUCAGCCACCCCCGUCAAGUGGUUUGCGAUCCCCUCGCCCACAGAUCUCCGGCAAUCAGAACAUCCAGAACACUACCUUGACAGCCAGCGACAAGCCCGGGGACUUGCCCCUACUAUCUCCUUACAACCCCAGUGGUGGCAACUGGGCGUCGAUGGUUAACACUCCACUUGUCGCAAAUUUCAACCCCAACAACAGCGGCACUCAGGCGGACAUGGUCGCAAACGCCACGGCAAUGAAGUUGGCGGCACUCUCAACUGUCAACAACCGCUUCGCUCUCGACGACGUCCGUAAAUAUCGCCGUGCCCGGUCCAACGACGCUCCGGGCGCUCCCGGCCAGCAAGGAAUGCCCCAGGGCGCCCAGGGUGUCAACAUCCCCGGUGCCAACGUUGUCAUGAUCAACGAGCAUGGCCAGGUACUGAGCCGCGAGCAGAUGCUUGCUCUGCAGGCUCAGAACAUUGGCUUCGGCCAGCAUCGAUCUCGGCCCAGCUCCCCUGGCAUUGCGAUGCAACCCGGCGGCUUUGGACCUAUGGCAUUUGCUUCUCCGCAGAACAACGGUUUCCUGAGUGCCUACGACGGUGCUUCUCCCCUUCUCAACAACGGCAUUCCUUCGGUGAACGUGGGCCAGCUGGGCGUUGGCGCUCAUGAGGGUUAUCUGUCUGACCACUCCGAUAUGGUCCGCGGCCGCUCUCCCCGUGGACGAAGAGGCAGCUCGAAGCCGCCUGAAGACCCGACGGAUCCGACCUUGUUGCAAGAUAUCCCAAGCUGGCUCAGAAGCUUGCGGCUGCACAAGUACACGGAGAACCUCAAGGACAUGAAGUGGCAUGAGUUGAUCGAGCUUGACGACAAAGCUCUGGAGGACCGUGGAGUCAACGCCCUCGGAGCUAGAAGGAAGAUGCUCAAGGUUUUCGAGCAAGUCAAGGGUAGGUAUCAAGAUGAGCGGACUUUGUAA
This is a messenger RNA of Colletotrichum spaethianum, 1845 nucleotides long. RefSeq names its product protein VTS1. Gene Ontology annotation, cellular component: P-body. NCBI's taxonomy places the organism in Eukaryota, Fungi, Ascomycota, Sordariomycetes, Glomerellales, Glomerellaceae. Gene Ontology annotation, biological process: nuclear-transcribed mRNA poly(A) tail shortening; regulation of mRNA stability. Gene Ontology annotation, molecular function: translation repressor activity; mRNA binding; protein binding. The transcript is spliced from 2 exons. The record is from RefSeq and is a predicted model, not a curated record. The coding region runs from base 1 to 1845 and encodes 614 amino acids.